AUGGCGUAUAACGAGGAUGCUGUGCUUUCUAAGCUCUCUGCACUCACUGAGACGCAUGAGAGUAUUGCUACCACCGCCCAAUGGAUCAUGUUCCAUCGGCGGCAUGCUGCCCAGACUGUCCAUCUCUGGUUGACCAAGCUCAAAGACCUCCCCAGUCCCAAGAGGCUCAACAUGAUUUAUCUUGCAAACGAGGUAACCCAACAAUCAAAGGCUCGCAACAAGGAGGACUUCCUUCAGGCUUUCUCACCCUUCAUCGCCGAUGCAACCGCGUUGUCUUAUAAGGGCGCCACGUCAGACAUCCAGAACAAGCUCCGAAGGGUUGUCGAUGUUUGGAGAGAACGCAAGAUAUUCCCCUUGGAAGUCCAAGACGCUAUUGAUUCUCGACUAAAAGAGCUUGACUCAGCCCGCUCCGGUGGCCCAAUGUUCGGUUCCACAUCACUAUCGUCGCCAGCUGCAACUGUGCCUCCAGAGUUGGCGCCCUUGGUUACCUCACAGCAGGCGAUUGCCAAGAGUGCCCAGACGCUCAAGACAAGCCUCACCACCGCCAACUCGGACUACAGCAAGCUUAUGGAUCCUGCUCAUGCCCCUUCUCAGGCGCCAGUGUAUGCUGCGCGACUCAAUGGGCUGCUUAAGAACCUCGCCACUGCUGAGGGGGCUGUGACGGAAUGCAUCAAGACCCGCGAAGAGCUUAUCAAUGCCUUGGAGAAGAUGUUGAACUCCAACCGACAGGCCUUGGAAGCUGAGCAGUCACAGCUGAGGGAUCUAGGCACCCGCAAAACGGCAGUUGAGGAGAAGAAGCAAGCAAUUGAGCUUAGCAUCAUUGGCGGUUUGCCUCACAAUGCUCAAGAGCCGGCUGUCGGUGAGGGGCGCGCCCCAAGCAGCUCGGAAGGUCACGACAUCGCCCGUCCCCAGGUCGAAGCCCUCACACCGCCUCAUGUCCAGGAUCACGACGAUUUCUAUGACAACCAGUCCAUUGAGCAACAACAGCCGCAGAACGGUCAUGCUCACCCAACCGGGUCCGCCCCCGGCAUUGAGAUGCUGUCCGCCCUCGCUUCGCAAUAUGAGUCUGUCCCGACUCGCGAGGCCAAGAAGCGCAAGAUCAACGAGACAGAAGACUUUCCUGAUGUGGGCAUAGAUGCUGAAGUCGCCGACAUGAUUCGGAAGGAAAGCACAGCCUAG
This is a messenger RNA of Sordaria macrospora k-hell, 1179 nucleotides long. RefSeq lists its product as uncharacterized. The record is from RefSeq and is a predicted model, not a curated record. Lineage: Eukaryota; Fungi; Ascomycota; Sordariomycetes; Sordariales; Sordariaceae. Gene Ontology annotation, biological process: mRNA 3'-end processing. Gene Ontology annotation, molecular function: RNA polymerase II C-terminal domain binding.